Molecule: messenger RNA, 1548 nt
Organism: Artibeus jamaicensis (Jamaican fruit-eating bat)
Lineage: Eukaryota; Metazoa; Chordata; Mammalia; Chiroptera; Phyllostomidae
Gene: OPTC
Product: opticin
Molecular function (GO): protein binding
Source: RefSeq, a predicted model, not a curated record
AUGAAGGCACUGAGUGUGGGAUGCAGGGGUAAGAGUCUACCAGUGUUGGGGUGGGAAGUUCCCACAAAUUCAAAAGAUCCCAUUUCCUCGGAUGGCUGCCCUCCCUCCUGCUCACUCCCCAGGAUUGAAUGCCAAGUGAUUCUGCCCCAUUCUCAUGCCAACCCCACCCCCCAAGUCCCCAUUAAAUUUCUAGAUUCCCUGAGCUUGCUCACCCUGGUGCUGCAGGAAGUAGGUACUGCUUCUUUCCCAGAGACAGAGAGAAAGAGAGAAGCACAGCCACGUGGAGAAGGCAAUUCUAAUGUGGCUCUGCAUCUGGAGAACUAUGCCCUGAGCCUGGAUAACUAUGAUGAGGUCACUGACCUGAGCAGCUAUGAAGAGCUUACAGACUAUGGGGACCACCUCCCCCAGGUGAGGACACAGACCAGUCUGGCUCCUCUAAACAGGAUCAGCUUUACUUAGGGCACUAUGGCUCCAACGACAUCUUCUUCAAAUGCCACAAUGACCAAGCCUACAUUGGGCCUGCUGGGUUCCCCAACCGGCCACAGCCUCCCCACCUGUCUGGUCUGCAUGUGCCUUGUUUCCUCUGUGUGCUGCAAUGACCUAGAGAGCAUCCCUCGUCUUCCCCAGAUAACUACCUACCUGUACAACUGCUUCAACUACAUCCACCAAAUCCAGGCCAGAGACUUCAAAGGGCUGACAAAACUGAAGAGGGUUGACCUCUCUAGCAACUUCAUCUCCUCCAUCAAUGACAAUGCCCUCUACCUGCUGUCUGGGGAUCUGAUCCUCCCAGAUAACCAGCUGGCAGCCCUGCCCAAGCUCCUUACAGGCAUGGAGGUCCUGGACAUCUGCCUGAAUUGGUUCCAGAGCUGGGGGAUAAAGCCUAGAGCUUUGGAAAAGCUGCAUUUCCUCUACCUGGUUGGCAACUUGCUGGAUUUCAUCCUAGGGCCCCUCCCCCUAAGCCUGUGUUCACUACACCUGCAGAAUAAGAUAAUAGUAACCAUGCAGAGUGACACCUUCUGUGACGAGGAUGAGCACAAGCAGACACAGAGACAGCCGGAAGACUACUACCUGGAUGGCAUCAACCUGGGUUUCUUCACCGGCGCCUACUUCUGCCUGCCACAGCUCCCUACGGGCCACUUCUCCUAGCUCUCCCCUGCCUCUCCCUAGGUGUUGGCUCCUGGAGGAUCACCAAAGGCAUAUCCUCCAAAAGACUUUGUUCCAGGUGUUAAUCAGCCUCAUGCUCUAGUUUCAGAAAUCAUCAACUGCCCCCACUGCCCCCCCUCACCCAACACACACUCUGAAGUGUCCUUCAGAAGCCAAAUUUGUAUUUCUUCAUUCUCUUUCCUUAACAGUCUCUGGCUCCUGGUUCAGAGAAUAGCAGUGUCUGCAGCAAAACUCUUUCCCAUAUUCCCACCCUUCCUGGCCACAUGGAAUGCCAGGGAAGUCAUAGGAGAGGAAGAAGAGAAGAAAGAGAAGGAAGAAGUAGUGAUGUGCCGGAGCCAACUCUUACGACUAGCCUAAUAAGAACAAAUUAUUAAAUUUUCCAGA